Messenger RNA from Rhipicephalus sanguineus (brown dog tick), 4254 nucleotides. RefSeq names its product zinc finger protein ZFAT. Lineage: Eukaryota; Metazoa; Arthropoda; Arachnida; Ixodida; Ixodidae. Bases 85 to 3960 code for a protein of 1291 amino acids. Gene Ontology annotation, biological process: regulation of gene expression. Gene Ontology annotation, cellular component: nucleus. The transcript is spliced from 21 exons. The record is from RefSeq and is a predicted model, not a curated record.
AUCUCUACGAAGAUCGGUGCGCUCUGCCUACAUGCGUGAAGAGCGGCGACUAAGCUACUGCUCUUGUCAUUGCUCAACCGUACCAUGGAUGUCUUCAUCUGUGGUGUGUGCCACAUGGGCUUCCAUGACAUUGGCAAGUUUGUGGAUCACAAGAACUCCCUGGGCUCUAUUAGCUGUGGCCACUGCUCUGCCGUCUUUCACACUGAAGAUGACUUAGCCCAUCAUGCACAACAGCAACAUGCAACAGACACACAAGGGUCCGAACCUGCUGACGAGGAGAUGCCUCUUGAGCAGGAUAUGGAUACUGAACAAUCUACUCAAGGCAGUGGGAGUCACCUGGCCUCUGCCAAUGACAGUGGUAUUGCAACUGACUCUCAGACCAUUGUAGUUACAGAAAGUUUCUCAUUCGAGGCCACAGAAAACAGUGUGGUCAGUGACAUCUUUGCCUGCAGUAUGUGCCAGUGUUUCGCUCUGAGUGAAGAGGAGAUAGUGAAUCAUGUAAAUGAAUGUCAUGAGCCCAAUGCCCCUAAAGAGUCUGAAGAUGCUUCUCCGUUAUACUGCCGACUGCAGCAACUAGGUUCUGCUGUUGUAACAGCUCCGGGUGAAGAAAGACGGACACUGCGCAUGCUUCCUGUGGAUGUAGAGGAGCCACCUGCACAGACCACUACACUGCACUUAGUAGUGGAAACGAGCAGCCCACCGGUGCCUCCAAAGCGUCGCAGGGGCCGUCCUCGUAAAGUGGACCAAAUUCAGAGGCCAGCACCAGUUGUUGAAAAGGUAGAAGAACCCGACACGCUUACAAGAGGGCAAGAUGGCCUCUUUCAUUGCACUCGUUGCAAGCGAGUCUUCUACAAGGAGCGGCACAUUCUGGGCCACCGCUGUAUGGCCAAGGGCGACUAUGUUGACAACUUUGAUAAGAAAGACGACGAAAGCAUUGCUGCACCUGAGGAAGAUACCAAAGACGCAGACACAACAGAAGACUUUCGGUUGCACCGAACCAAUGAACGUGAGCCAUGGACUCGAGGUCGGGGUCGUCGAGGUGGACAUAGAGGUGGUCGUCGAGGCGGCCUUUGCCGAGACAUCUCUGAAAGUUCACGUGAUGAGAUAAUUGCGGGACCUGGUGAAGCCAACAAGGAGAAUGUUGCGGGCCAGGAUCAGGCCACAGCUGACAAAUCUGCUGAAGGAGGCUCAGAAGAAGCAGAGGAACUGACUCCUCGAAAGCUGCACUGGCGUGAGGACCCCCGACACGUGCCAGUUUUCUCACGGGACGAAGAAAGGCUGGCUUUUGAGGAGCACUUAAACCAGGUUGACCUUAGCUGUGUUGACCACUUGUACACACAGCACCAGGUAGCCCAGGAGAUCACAUGUCCACCAGGUACCCGUCCAGCUCCCAAGGAGGUCUGCGAUCUUCAUGUGUUCUCUUGCAAUGUCUGCAAAAAGGUAUUCAAAACGCAGUCGCACAUGAGGCUACACUGCCUGAUCCACACAGACCUCAAGCCUUUCACCUGUCAUCAGUGUGAUUUCAGCACCAAUGCAAAGGGGAACUUGUACACGCACAUGCGUAAACACACUGGAAAUUACUUCAAAUGUUCCCGGUGUGAUUUUAGGAGCUGCAACAGAAGUCACAUGGCUGAACACGAGGCAACACACAGCAGUGUUCGGCAGCGAUGUGAACUGUGCAGCAAUGAUUAUAAUACAAUCAAAUCCCUUGUAAACCAUGUUCGCAAGUACCAUACAAGUCCAGCGGGAAAGCGAUAUCUGGCAACUUUUCAAAGCAAACAGCUUCAGAACAUGGCUGUCCUGCAUGUGUGCCACCUUUGCAAUCGCAAGUUUAAAAAGAAGGUGGAUCGUGAUCGUCACUUGUUUGUGCAUAAUGUCCCCGAGCCCCCCACUGCAUACCAGUGUGGUCUAUGUGGCUACCAGGCUUCACGGAGGACCUACCUGGAAAAUCAUUAUAGGAAACACCGCCUUGUGUAUGUCUGCUCUGUAUGCUGUGGUUUGCACUUGAGUGCCACAGCUCUUCGAGCACAUUUACAGAAGGAACAUUUAGAGAAACGGGAUGCAUCAAGUGACCCUAAGCCUGACUCCAGCAUUGAAUGCUUUGUGGCUGAAAGUGGUCCAGUAUCUACUGCUGAAGAGACGGUGCCUGCACAAAUGAGCACUGAGCAGAACGACGCCCCUGAGCAAAGUGACACCCCUGAGCAAACUCAGGCCAGCACACAGUCUGAGGCUGCCCCAGAAAGUGAAGUGACCACUGAAGCAACCGUGUCAAGUGAUGCAACACUGGAGUCACUUUUUGCUGAUUCGAUUGGCCAAAGUUGGUAUCUCCCUGAGCCUGAUGGUAUUGCCAGUGGCUAUGCCAACAUACCUCAAGAGCUGACUGAAAACUCCCAGGAGUGUGACCCUGAUACGCCUACUGAGACACAAGCAACCUCAACCCAGCAGAGUGGACCCCUCAGUAGUGCGGUGACAGGGCUGUGGUCAAUGUCACAGCUGCAUUACAAGCAGCUCAGUAUGGAUGUAUAUACUAAAAUUCGGGAAGUGUUUGGAGAGGAAGAGUGUCCAGACUGUGGUCGCCUCUUUCAUAGUCGCAUCGACUUGGAUCCCCACCGCCUUACCCACACAGAUGACAAACCAUUCAAGUGUUCCAAAUGCCCUUAUUCUUCAGGCUCUAAGGACAACCUGAAGAGGCACCAGGAGACUGCACAUGAAGGACGUACCUUUCCUUGUGAACGAUGUGACUUUGUGGCACAGUCUCGGAGCUCACUGUUCCAGCACCGUCAGAAGCACACGGCUAAUGGUGGUCAAGGCCGGUGCCCAGUGUGCCAGCGACAGUUUCCAUCCUGGCGCAUUCUGCGCCAGCACUUGCUCUCCCAGCACCCUGACGCACAACAAUUGUUUAAAGUACCUGGUGGCCCUCCUCGAGUGAUGGGGCGUCUAGGACGACGUACCUACAAGUGUCCAUACUGUGGUCGUGUAUUUCAUCGUUCAAGCACUGAUCUUCAGAAACACAUGUGGAUUCAUGAAGGUGUAAAGCCGUUUCGAUGUCCAGACUGUCCAUACCAGUGUCGCAGCCGCAAUAAUCUCAAUGUUCAUCGUCUUACGCACUCCAACGACAAGCCACACCUUUGUGACCAGUGUGGUAAAGGGUACAAGUCUAAGGCUGCUCUGCGCUUGCACACACGAACACACGGCCGAGGAGCACUUUACCCUUGUGACAAGUGUGAAUAUACUGCCACCCAGAAAUGCCACCUGAAACGCCACCUAGAAACACAUGACAUCAUACGACGCUAUAUCUGCGAGCAUUGCUCUUACUCAUCAAACACUAUCAAUUACAUGAAGGUCCACUACAGUCGGAAACAUCGUGGGGAGGUUUUCAAUCAAAAUUCAGUUGUUGCCGAUCCCAGUUCAAUUGAGCAGCAGAAAGACAGGGUGUACAAGUGUCUUAGCUGCUCUUACAUUUUUGGCAACAUGAAUGAUAUGAAGCGGCACCUAAGGCUGAAGCAUGGUGUGUGCUUGGAGAACUUGGACUUGAGUGUGGAAGAAGUAUCAGCUGAUGCUCUUGCAACAGAAGCAGAGGCAGCUGCAGCUAGUGCUCAGCAAGAAAUGACACUGGAACCUGCCCCUAAUGACAGCAACCAACUUGAGGUGCCAGUGGAAGCUGCUGUGGAAGAGGAAACUGAGGAAGGUGCAGUAAGCCUGAUACAGCAUAUGGUGGAGCAAGGGGCUCUGACAGCAGGCCAGGAGGUUACGCUGCAGACACUGGAUGCUGAUGGCCUCUUAACAACACUGAGCCCUGAGGCAAUUAUUGUGCGUGAGCAGGAUGGCCAGCCACUACUGCUGGGCACCCAGGGUUCCUACCUCAUUCAGUAUGUGCAACAGGAGCCCGAUGGCCUUGUCCUCCAGCAAGGACCCCACGAGCAGGUCCAACAAGAGAUCAUCGUUGAGCUCACACCAUGAUCUCCAAAUGCAAAGAUUUUUGCGAAUGCCUGUGAAAAAGACAAGGCCAAAGAAUGCUGCAAGCAUGAAGCCCAGUGCAGUUUCUGCUUCAUGAUGUUCUGUCAGAUACGUGUACAUGUGCACAUAAAGUGUUUCCACCGGACUAGGCAAAUGUGGAAUUAGUAAAACUCUGGCAGUUUUUCUUGUUAGAGGGAAAGAUAUAUAUAUAUCUGUCGUAGUGUAAAUAUUAAGCCCGAGUUUCACCAACCAAGAGCAGUCUCAAGAAUUAAAGUGCUGCUGUAAUGUUCCUUUGUC